Messenger RNA from Nicotiana tabacum (common tobacco), 1729 nucleotides. NCBI's taxonomy places the organism in Eukaryota, Viridiplantae, Streptophyta, Magnoliopsida, Solanales, Solanaceae. The record is from RefSeq and is a predicted model, not a curated record.
UGAGCAUUCGUUUGUUCCAUUCUCUCUCUCUGCCAAAGAAUUGGAGCAAUUCUCACUAUUACUCAUUUUCCUCAAGAAAAAGGAAGACUACUCUCACCCCAUCAAUUUACUUUCCUACCUACCUUUAGAGUGUAGAAUGAUGGGCACAAGCUUCAGACCUAUACAAGGCGGCCGAAUCUGCCAAUGUCCACCAACAGCUCUAUCCAAAUUGGACAAGCUAAUAAGAUUUGGCCCCCUCUAUUGUAUCGGCGAGGACAUGAAAUUCAAAAAGUUAAAAGAGGAUGCGUGGCAGCACGUCAUAAAUAACAGUGGACAGAUCUCUGAAAAAACAAUAGACACAUAUCAGUCAACUAUUAAAAGCUUUGAGCCAACUAUCCAAGAUAUGUACAUCUUUCAUGAUGGAGGAAGGUUGUCUUCGGAUGAACCGGAGGUGAACAAAAACCUGGAAUGUCUAGUCAUGGAUGGUUGCUUUUUCCUGAUAGUAGUCUUGAAUCUCUUAGGUGCAACAGCAAAUGGCCUCCAUUACUUGCCCGGUCAAUUCAUUUGGGGAAGCUAUCUGUCUCAAAUUGAGACACAGAGUUUGAAGAAGCUUUUUCUAAAGUCGAUAAUUUUCCCCGGAAAUCAACUGCCAUUUCUUGUGCUUGAUGAACUCCUACGACAGACUUUCUUCCGAGAAAUUAUAACACAAAAAGUGAAAUGGUACCCGCCAGAAGAUGAUGUGUUGCUUCGAGUACUUUAUGAUUUGAUUGUUUUGCCGCUUCAACGGAAUGCCGACUACUAUGGUACGUGGUUAUGCCGUUUUGAAGCGUGUGAUUCAUUUAAGGAUCCCCCGAAUGACAUACUCCAUGAGCUUUACUUGCGGUUGGUUGGAAGGAGACCAACAAGUGAUGAAACUGAAGAGGAGUGGGAUAUACUGCUGGACAUGGGAGAUGGCAACGAGGAAGAGAGGGAGAGGUUCCCGUGUGCCAAGGAUUUGAGCAAUUCAGGGAUUCGNGGAAGAAGACGUGUUGCUUCGACGUGUGAUUCAUUUAAGGAUCCCUCGAGUGACAUACUCCAUGAGCUUUACUUACGGUUGGUUGGAAGGGGACCAACAAUUGAUGAAACUGAAGAGGAGUGGGAUAUACUGCUGGACAUGGGAGAUGGCAACGAGGAAGAGAAGGAGAGGUUCUCGUGUGCCAAGGAUUUGAACAAUUCAGGGAUUCGGUUUGAGGGGGUACAAAACAUAGGGAUAAAAGACAUUACUCUACGCCGCUACUUUAGAUGUGCAGUUUUGCGCUUGCCCAUCUUAGCUCUCAACCAAAGUAACAUUCUUAUGCUUGAGUCACUGAAGGAAUAUGAGAAAAUUCAGCAACUCCCCGAGCGAGAUGUGACUGCAUACUUGCAGCUUUUGUGUGACAUGGUCCAAACAUAUAAUGAUGCUGCUAUUCUUGUCUCACAAGGGAUAAUCCGUGUGAGUCCACAUAGAGUCCAUCAGGUUCCUCAAUUAUUGAAGAACCUUGCUCACUUGAAUGAGUCUGAAACUCUUUUACCAUUGAAUAGUAGCAGCCUGCAGCUUGUGGGAUUUAAAGUUGGACAAUUCUUAUUGUGGGUGAAGUUUUGGAAAAAUGUGUGUAAUGUGAUAACUAGUGAAAGGCUUCAACCUUUUGCUUCUGAACUGAUUCUUGUAAGAGAGAGGGAGAAGAAGAGAAAAUGGAGAGAUACAGGCUGUGACAGUUUCUCUUCAAACUAA